AUGUCAUCAAACAAUUGUGAAUCAAGUAAAUACACUCAAAAGUUUGAUCUAUGUAAUAUUAAUAAUAGAAGGAAAACUCCGAAAUUUUGUCCCGAUUGUAAAGAAACAGAUGAUAGUAUUAAGUUACUUACUAGUAAAAUGAGCAAGAUUGAAGAGAUUAUUGAUGGUUUUAAAAAUUGUCAAAAGAAAAAAAUAGGAAAUUUUUCAACGUUCAAUGCAAAAUUUACAUUAAAUGAUGUACCUUGUGAACUAGAGUAUGAUUUAUCAAGCUUUACUUUAGAAAAUUUACAAAAAUUAGUAAUCUUUACAACUAAAAAUCGCACAUCCAUUAAAAAUUAA
Messenger RNA from Rhizophagus irregularis DAOM 181602=DAOM 197198, 339 nucleotides. RefSeq lists its product as uncharacterized. The record is from RefSeq and is a predicted model, not a curated record. NCBI's taxonomy places the organism in Eukaryota, Fungi, Glomeromycota, Glomeromycetes, Glomerales, Glomeraceae.